AUGCGAGUCCUUUGUGUCGCCGAGAAGCCCUCCGUGGCCAAAAACAUAACGCAGAUACUAUCUGGAGGGCAAUUUACUACGAGACAAACAGGAUGCAAAUAUAUCAAGAAUUAUGAUUUCAAUUACCCCCAUACCAACUCGCUCUUUACGGUCACUGCUGUAACCGGACACGUAAUGGACCAUGAAUUCCACUACAUGUACUCAAAAUGGACAUCUUGUGAUCCAUUUGCUCUUUUUGACGCACCAAUCAAAGCCUCAGUGAAGAAGGAAGCCAUAGCAAUCGCCCAAAACCUCAGGAACGAAGCCAAGCGCGCCCAAACAUUGAUGAUAUGGACGGACUGUGAUCGAGAAGGGGAGAAUAUCGGCGCUGAGAUUGCAGGAAUCUGUACAGAGGCACAUCGGAAUAUAUCUAUAAGGCGAGCUCGUUUCAGCGCCAUCAUCCCACAACAAAUACACAAUGCCGCACAGCAUCCUGUACAAUUGGACACGGCGCAAGCUAACGCCGUUGAGGCACGCAUCUUGCUCGAUCUCAGAAUCGGUUCCGCCUUCACACGACUGCAGACGCUCAAUUUGCAGCAACGUUUUGAGGUUCUCAAAGAUGUCAUUUCAUAUGGUCCAUGUCAAUUCCCCACGCUUGGGUUCGUUGUGUCACGGUACAAUCAAGUCAAAUCCUUCGUACCUGAAACAUUUUGGUACAUCUACUUGUCUUUGUCUCGACCCUCGAGUACGGACAGGGAUGAAGAUGAAACAAUCUUCACAUGGCGCAGAGGUCACUUGUUCGACUUGCACUUCGCUAUGGUGCUAUAUGAGAGCGUGCUGGCCGUGCCAAGGGCUCGAAUUGUGAAAGUUACGAGCAAGGACACUAAGAAAUGGAAGCCUUACCCAUUGACAACCGUGGAUUUGCAGAAGGUAGGUUCACGACUGCUUAGAAUAUCGCCUAAAAAGAUCCUCGAUAUCGCAGAACAUUUAUACCAGCAAGGGUUCCUGUCCUACCCUCGUACAGAAACAGAUCGCUUUGAUCCUCAGUUCGACUUUAUGACGCUACUUCAGAAGCAAACAGUUGACCCAGCGUGGGGUCCUUUCGCACAUAUGUUACAAAACGGGGGUUUUGAUCUGCCAAGGCAGGGACAGAAAGAUGAUAAGGCACAUCCACCGAUUCACCCUACAGCCUAUGCUGGGAACCUUGCGGGGGAUGAGAAGAGGGUAUAUGAGUAUAUUACCCGACGUUUCCUGGCGUGCUGCUCCAAGGAUGCUCUCGGUUGGCAAACAACAGUUGAUGUCGAGUAUGGGGGCGAAGAGUUCUACGCAACCGGUCUGACUGUCCGCGAGCGCAAUUACCUGGAGGUCUUUCCUUACGAUAAGUGGUCGAACAAAGAGCUGCCUCAUUUCACGCAAGGCGAACAGUUCGUUCCCACGGUAUGCGAGCUAAGAGAAGGCCAGACCACCAGGCCCACAUUACUUACCGAAUCGGACUUGGUGAGCAUGAUGGACAAGAAUGGCAUUGGUACGGAUGCCACCAUCGCGCAACAUAUUCAAACGAUCAUCGAUCGUAAUUAUGUCAUUGAGCGGAUGCAGGGAUCGACGAAGUAUCUCGUCCCAUCCACCUUGGGCAUCGGGCUUGUGGAAGGAUAUGACGCCAUGGGGUUCGAGCGUAGUCUGAGCAGGCCGCAGCUUCGACGUGAGACCGAACGACGGAUGGUCGAGAUCUGCGAAGGGACAAGGACCAAAGCAGACAUGCUUACUGAGAGCGUCGAGCAGUACAAGGAGAUAUACAUGCGAACCAAGCAGGAAUUUGAAAGGCUUGUCAACUGUGUAGGCCAGCGUCUGCAAGGCAACGGUCGCAUAGAUGAAAUCGACGACGACGAUAUCGGUGGUGGUGGUGGUGGUGAUGGCGGCGGCGAUGGCGGCGCGGCGGGUGGACGCGGAGGAGGGCGAGGUGCAGGCGGUGCAAGAGGCGGACGUGGUAGACGUGGGGGCCGAGGUGGUGCAGGCGGCACCCGCCCCGAUAAUGACAGCAGCAACGAUGACAGUGACGAUAUGGGCGCUGGCAGGGGCGCGCGACGAGGAAGAGGCGCGCGAGGUGGAGGGCGAGCUGCGAGAGGCCCGAAUUCCAGACGAGGAAGAGGAGCAGCUCCUCCUGCACACAACUCUCCCGCUGAUGGUGGUUCCGAUGAGGAGUGUGACAAGAAACCCUCAUCGUCGAUGGCGGCGGAACCAUCCUGCGCCUGCGGCGUCCCAGCCGUCCAGCGGACGGUGGUGAAAGAGACGGUGAACAAAGGGCGCCAGUUCUGGGCUUGCGGCAACGACAAGACCUGCGACUUCUUCGAGUGGGUCGAUGGGCCCUCGUCAAGCUCGGGCGUCGGCCCAUCGCGCUCUGGCUCACAUGGGGCGGCUUCAUCUUCCAAGGUCAUCCCUGCAAAGCGCAUGCUCAGCGAACGCAAUGCACCUCGGAAGAUGUGUGAGUGCGACCUGACAGCGAAGCUUAGGGACACGCAAAACGGCGCCAACAAGGGACGAAAAUUUUGGUGUUGCCCGAACGAAUCCGCCCGCGCGCGGUGCAAGUUCUUUGAGUGGGCAGACGACGAUGCAACUCCUGUGGAUCAGAACCAAGGGUGGUCACACAGUACAGGAAGCGGUGGCGAUAAUCAUUCAGGCGAAUGUUUCAAAGUGAGAUUCAAAAUUGGAUUUUUCGACACAAAACUCACAUAA
Postia placenta MAD-698-R-SB12 is the source of this 2709-nucleotide messenger RNA. RefSeq lists its product as hypothetical. Gene Ontology annotation, biological process: DNA topological change. The transcript is spliced from 12 exons. The coding region runs from base 1 to 2709 and encodes 902 amino acids. Lineage: Eukaryota; Fungi; Basidiomycota; Agaricomycetes; Polyporales; Adustoporiaceae. Gene Ontology annotation, cellular component: nucleus. Gene Ontology annotation, molecular function: zinc ion binding; DNA topoisomerase type I (single strand cut, ATP-independent) activity; DNA binding. The record is from RefSeq and is a predicted model, not a curated record.